AUGACGACUCGAGCCAAGUUUGGAAUACGUAAACCAAAACAAAUGCUUUCUCUUCUCACCACAACAAAAUCUCCACUUCCAAAAAGCUAUAAACAGGCCCUUUCUGAUCCAAAUUGGACACCUGCGAUGACUGAUGAACAUGGUGCUAUGAUUGAAACUAGAACUUGGGAUCUUGUACCUCGACCUCCAGGGGUCAAUAUUGUUAACUCUAUGUGGCUGUUCAAACAUAAGUAUGAUGCAGAUGGAGCUCUUACACGCCACAAAGCCCGAUCUGUAGCAAAUGGCAAAUCGCAGGAAGCAGGCAUUGACUUUACCAAAACUUUCAGUCCAGUUGUCAAACCAGCGACCAUUCGCACUGGACAUCUAGAAGAAAUUGUCUAUAUGCAUCAAGCACCAGGCUUUGUGGAUCCUAGAUUUCCCAACCAUAUCAUCACUAAACUCAAAGAAGAAUUCCCAAUGACAGACAUGGGCAAACUCCAGCACUUCCUCGGGAUUAAAGCUGAGUACAACGCUCAAGGAAUGUUCUUAAGUCAGGCAUCUUAUGCUAAGGAAAUACUUGAUCGCGCAGGUGAUAACACCGUAUUUUGA
Eutrema salsugineum is the source of this 588-nucleotide messenger RNA. RefSeq lists its product as uncharacterized. The transcript has 3 exons. Lineage: Eukaryota; Viridiplantae; Streptophyta; Magnoliopsida; Brassicales; Brassicaceae. The record is from RefSeq and is a predicted model, not a curated record. Bases 1 to 588 code for a protein of 195 amino acids.